AUGGGGAGGGCUCCGUGCUGCGAGAAAGUUGGGUUGAAGAAGGGAAGAUGGACAGAAGAGGAGGAUCAAACCUUAAUUAACUACAUCCAUGCUAAUGGGGAAGGCUCCUGGAGAUCCAUGCCCAAGAAUGCAGGGUUACUGCGGUGCGGGAAGAGCUGCAGACUGAGAUGGAUAAAUUAUCUGCGAGCUGACUUAAAGAGGGGAAAUAUUACUCCUCAAGAAGAAGAUAUUAUCAUAAAAUUGCAUGCUUCUCUGGGAAAUAGGUGGUCUUUAAUAGCAAGUCAAUUACCGGGAAGAACGGAUAAUGAGAUAAAGAACUACUGGAACUCGCACUUGAGUCGAAAAAUAGAUGCUUUCAGGAGACCUAUUAAUAUGAUGCAUAUGCCGUCAGCAGCAGUAGCUAGUAGUAGCUGCAGCAGCAGCACCGCUGCAGAUAUACAAAUCAAUAUGGCGAUGGAAUUAAGACCUUCAUCAUCCAAGCGAAGAGGAAGAGGUGGCAGAACCAGUCGCUGGGCCAUGAAGAAGAACAAAACAACCUACACUUCUUCAGCCAAUAACCACCACUUGAAUUGUACUCAUAACGAUGAUAAAUCGACAACCGUGAUGAGCUCGUCAUCAUCAAUUAAUUUGUGUCCCCCUCCACCACAUUCAGCAGCAGCAUUUGCAGCUGGCAUCGGACAAAAACAAACACAAGCAUUAGGCGGAGGAGGACCAUCUGAUUGCUCGGCAGGCAAAAUUGAUGACGGUAAAGAAGUGGCUUUCAGUGACUUGAAGAUAGACGUCGUCAGUGAAAUAAUAGUGCAUCCAACUGGGGUGCUGACUUUAAGUGGUGAAGGACAAAGCGAUGUUGAUGAUGAUGAUGUUUUAAGCGUUAUAAGGGAUGAGGACACCGGCAAACUUUUUUGUGGUCCAAAUAAGGUGAUGACUAAUUGUACCGCAGUGGCAAGUCAUAACGAGGAACAUCAGCUCGAUCAGAUUAGUGCUACUAAUCUGAGCUCAUCAUCAAACUCAAAUUCAAAAUCAAGUUAUGGAGAUGUAGAAGCAGCUGCGUUUGAUGCGGAUGACUGGUAUAAUUCAUGCUCUAAUUAUCCAGCAGGUUCAGCAGCAGCUACUUGUAAUUUUGAUCAGCAGAAGCAGCAGUGUGAUGGGAUUAAUGGGACAUUGAUGGAUGAUGAAUUGAGAUGGGACUGGGAGAGUGAUAUCCAUAGGCAUGACUACUUAUGGAAUAUUGAUCAGAAAGAUGACGACAAUAUGCUUUCUUGGUUGUGGGAGAAGCAGCAGGCUGCAGAUGAUCAUCAUGACCAAACCAAUGUCGAUAAUGAUAAUGCCAUUCUGGCUUGGCUUCUAUCUUGA
This is a messenger RNA of Argentina anserina (silverweed cinquefoil), 1353 nucleotides long. Its product is annotated as transcription factor MYB30. The transcript has 3 exons. The record is from RefSeq and is a predicted model, not a curated record. Bases 1 to 1353 code for a protein of 450 amino acids. Lineage: Eukaryota; Viridiplantae; Streptophyta; Magnoliopsida; Rosales; Rosaceae.